AAGAAGUAACCAAUCAAAUAACAAUCACCUGCUAACUAUUUUAAAAAUUUUUUAUUCUUAUUCUUAUACUUGUAUAGUUAUCAAAAUGGCCGCAGUUUAGUUUGCAAAGGUACUACUCUCUUUGCUGUUUGCCAAUGGCUCAGUAAUAAUUAACAAAAUAUUGUGCGUUUAUGAGAGUGACAAUAUACUAAUCGUAUGAAUAUUGAUUGAUAUACAUAUAAAAUUAAAUCGUAUAAUCAUUUCCAAAUCUGAUUUAUCACAAAUUGUGACUGGAUUAUGUUGCGGCAUCAUCAUUCAAUGCAAAAUCAGUUACGAGAUCAAAGCAGAAUGGUUGGCCCAACUCGUCAAAUGUCACAAGGGAAUAUGAUGCCGCCACAUCAACCACAGCCACAUAUGCAUUUACAUCGUGGUAUCCAUGCUCCACAACAAAUUAUUUCUAUUGCUGGACAUCAAGCAAUGCACGCACAUCUUCCACAUUCCGGACCUCGACAACCUCUCAUUAUUGGUGCAAAUUCACAAAGUCCAAAUGGAUUUCGACUCAUAUUAACUCUGAUCUUCCUGAGUGCCUUUCUAAUUGAUGUGGAAGGUAAAAAACAUCAACCAAAUUUACCGUAUAGUAUUGAAAAUUUGGACCUGUUGUUUGGGCCAACGGGAUGCAUCGAAGGCACGAUGGUAAGCAUCAGCGUGAAUAGACAGUCAGAUGCAGCUGUUCCAGUCAGUCAAACGGUUGUACAGUAUCAAUAUCAAGGUAAUAUGCAACAAGUAAAUUCACCUCAUCAACCACAACAACAGCAGCAGCCGCAACAAAAACAACAACAACAACCAAGUUCAGGUGAAAAUAAAUCACCAACUCGUGAUGGAAGCAGAGAAUCUCGAAAUCACAGUCCGUCUAAUCAAAAUCACGCAAAUGCUACAAAUACAAAUUUGGCAAACAUGAAAGAGAAAACACCGAUGUGCUUGGUAAAUGAACUAGCACGAUUUAAUAAAAUUCAACAUCAAUAUAGACUCACUAAUGAACAAGGACCAGCGCAUAAAAAGAGGUUUACUGUAACCUUAAAAUUAGGGGAAGAAGAAUAUGUUGCUGAUGGUCCAAGUAUUAAGAAAGCUCAACACAGUGCAGCGACAGAAGCACUCACUAAAACAUUGUAUAUACAACCACCACCAAAACCUAGAUCUAUACGAAUCGGCCACUCAACAAAAAGCCAAACUGGCUGUGGUAAUUAUACAAGUCAUUUACCACCGACUGUUGAGUUAAAUGCAUUAGCUAUGAAACGCGGUGAACCAACAACUUAUACAUAUAAACAUGCACCUUCACCACCAAAUAUACCUUUCAAUAAUCUACCAGACCCUCGGAUGUUUAAUCCGAAUUUUCCUCGUAAUAUAAACCAUCGUUUUUUUCACACAAAACCUGAAGGUCUUUACGUAGUCACACUUAAAGUUGGUGAGCGUGAAUUUAUAGGACAAGGUGUAACUGGUCAAGCAGCUCGACAUGAUGCAGCAAGCCGAGCUUUAGAACAAUUACGGCAGCUACCAUUGCCUGAAGAGAUAACAUCAACUACCACUAAUGAAAAUGGUGCGAGUCCAGGCAUUGAAGAUUUCAAUGCUGAACUUAAAAGUCCAGUCUCUUUGGUACAUGAGACAGCAUUAAAGAGAGGACUAUCGGUCAGCUUUGAGGUUGUAUCUGAGAGUGGUAAACCACAUAUUCGUAUAUUCAAAACAAAAUGCUCUGUUGGAGAUACUGUUACUCAUGGUGAAGGUUCUUCGAAAAAAGUAUCGAAAAAACGAGCAGCCGAACUUAUGCUUGAAGAAUUAAAAAGACUUCCUCCUUUGCCUACAACGGUACAAUGUCGGCCAAUCCGUAUGAAACGUAAACCUCCCGCUACUAAAAAAAAAUCGCGGAACCUCAUAAAAGAUUAUCAAGAGCCACGAUCUGAUUCUGAAAUUGCCGAUGAAGUUAAUCCUAUUUCGCGUCUCGUUCAAAUACAACAGGCUCAAAAAAAACCAGAGCCAAUUUACACGUUAAUUGAAGAAAAAGGUGCACCCAGACGUCGUGAAUUUCUUAUGGAAGUAUCUAUCGGAAAUAUUUCGGCACGAGGAAUCGGACCAAAUAAAAAACUUGGUAAACGAGCUGCAGCUGAAGCACUUUUAACCAAACUUGGAUACAGUAAGCCUGAUGUUCAACCAAUUAAAUCGUCUAUUAAAACAGCUGACAGUGAAAAUUCAAAUACUGAAAGUAAACCGAGGAAAGUAACUUUCCUUGAAGAUGAUAAACAACACCAAAAUGAAACUCCGAGUCAUCCAGUUGGCGGUACAAUUGGCCGUCAAUUAGUUCCAGGUUUACUUCUAGUUGAUGGUGGUCAAGAAAAUAAAGUUAAUAGUGGUCCAAGUGUUCAAGUUGUCGCUGAAGAAUUACGAGAGCAGCAGCAGAGUAAUACCUCUGGUAUAUCUCCAAAAGAGCAGUUAAAAUAUUUAGCUCAACUUCUUAACUUUGAUGUUGAAUUCAGUGAUUUUCCAAAGGGUGUAUACAAGGAGUAUUUAUCAUUGGUCUCACUCAGUACUGAUCCACCUCAAGUUUGUCAUGGUCAUGGUCCAACGACAAGUGCAAGUAGAGAUCAAGCCGCUCUUACUGCUUUACGCACUCUUAGUAAACUUGGAUUAGAUAGUGUUACAAAUACACAAAAAAAAGAACAACCUGCCUCAAGUGAGCAGACUAAAAAUCAAGCGAAGAAUAAUAUUAUUAAUCAAGCGAUCGAUAAGUAACAUUGAUUGGUAAAACUGAAUUACGACAUAUUUCAUUUUUUCCAAUCUAAAGGUACUUUUUGCUUUGUAUAUUAUAGUAGAAAUCCUACAAAUUCGACUUGGAAAGAGAGAGAGAGAGAGGAAAAUCUAUUUUCGUUAGAAUUUUUUUUUUACUCGUUUACUAGUACACGAUCAAAAUAAGACGAGAUAGCUUUCCCUCUCUGCUUUUCGUAGUCAAAUUUAUGGAAGUUCUCUUGUAUACCAGUCAUAAAGCGUGUUUUUUAAACUUUUUUUUUAAGUUUUUUAUGUUAUUUUUUUGUUUUUAUGUUUUUUUUUUGUCUUAAAUACAUUGAAUUGCUGACAUAGAAGCAAGAAACUAACAGUAGUAAUGAUCGCUUGAAACCAUUAUCGAAUCGCGUUUAUAAUUUACUCGCAGUAUUAUUGCCCUUGCGGAAUACACUUUUAACGAAAAUAAUUUGAGAAUUUCUUUUUAUUAUUAUGAUUACUAUUUACUGUGGUUAGUUUUUUUUUUCGUUUUAUUCAAAUGAUAAUCUUGGCUUGUCUUCCGUUUGGGCAAAGUAACACGACGAAAUUACAAAUAAAAUGUCGUUUAAAAUUUUAUUUAUCAAACACGAUCGAACUAAACAAACUAAAUAAUAUCUCAGACAAAAUUGCGGCCAUUCCCUCAAUUUCAUUUAAUUGCUUGUUCUUAACUUCCAAUUCAUAGUAGAUCUUAUUCUUCCUUUCAUUAGUACAACCUUUAAUUAAUUUUGAUCUUUUGUAUUUUUAUUU
Messenger RNA from Cotesia glomerata, 3531 nucleotides. It is a transcript of the gene stau, whose product is annotated as double-stranded RNA-binding protein Staufen homolog 2. The record is from RefSeq and is a predicted model, not a curated record. Lineage: Eukaryota; Metazoa; Arthropoda; Insecta; Hymenoptera; Braconidae. The transcript is spliced from 6 exons. The coding region runs from base 277 to 2760 and encodes 827 amino acids.